Penicillium griseofulvum is the source of this 1935-nucleotide messenger RNA. RefSeq lists its product as uncharacterized. Gene Ontology annotation, biological process: positive regulation of transcription by RNA polymerase II. Gene Ontology annotation, molecular function: transcription cis-regulatory region binding; DNA-binding transcription factor activity. The record is from RefSeq and is a predicted model, not a curated record. Bases 1 to 1935 code for a protein of 644 amino acids. The transcript is spliced from 2 exons. NCBI's taxonomy places the organism in Eukaryota, Fungi, Ascomycota, Eurotiomycetes, Eurotiales, Aspergillaceae. Gene Ontology annotation, cellular component: nucleus.
AUGAGCACUGCACUGGAGUCUGAUCUUGUAUCAGGUUCUAUUGACGCGUCGCUGGCAGAAGUUGACUCAAGACUGCGAGACCCUGAACGGUCGCUAGAUGGUGACAUUGUCAUCGGACCAUUUGCUGUUCUCGAUUUCUCUUCAGCGCAGGAACCCCCAGAGCAAGAAUUGGGACACGAAGCCGAGCCCGUCGAGUCUAAUAUAAACUCUGUAGUUGAGGAAUCUGAGAUAGUGGCUCCUGAGAAACUGCAAGAGCCUACUCCAAUAUUUGAUUCACUGUCUCAUAUUGAUGACUUCCUCCAUUGGUCGGAUCUAUUGAGCUUUGGCCCGGAACAGACAGAGUUCGCAACACACGGUGCUUUGAGCACGCCGAACGAUUUAUUAUUUGAUAUGAGCCAAGAGAUGGGGUUGUUACCCGUUGACUCAAACCACAGCGAUGAUAUAUUGCAAACUUUCACAGAACAGCCACCAGCAGAGCUUAUGUCUGCUGAUAUGGAUUGCCUUAAAGAUGCUCCGACCCUGCUUAGACAUUUCCAGGAUGUUGUCAUCCCACACAUAAUGGCUAUUCCCUGUCGACAAAAGUCACCCUGGAAGAUUUUGAAUGUGCCGGCGGCGGUCGUUACAUAUAGCGACUCGACCUUCCUUGGAACGGAAAGGGUCAGCCACGCCAAACUUGCAAAUUUGUAUGGCUUACUCGCCUGCUCUGCUAUUCAUCUUGUUUUGAAUCCCUCAACAAUAUCGACGAAGUCGCCUGAGUAUUGGUGGAGGGUUGCCAAUCACGCAUAUCUGCAAGCCAAGGACCAUAUGCAAACAUCUCUGCAUUCAGAAACACAGGGGUUGAAGAAGGCAAAAUAUAAAGAUCAGCUGAUGGCUGUAUGCAUUCUCAUACAGUACACAAUCAUGUCCGGACAACAACAACACGCCCGAUGUUUUAUGAUUGAUGCAGAGCGGCUACUACGUCUUCGAGGACUUUCAAAGACCCGAAUCUCGAAAAAGGCACGGCUUUUGCAUCACGUCUACACCUGGCUAAGAAUAGUUGGCGAGAGCACAUUCGUUCUCCAUGAAGAGACCCCCUCUCCCUCCUCCUUUGAAACACUUGGUUCUCGAUUUCAGUCACGAUUCACACCAAACUCAGAAACAAUGGGGAACACUGAGCCAAAUCCUCGACUAGACGAUUUCCUCCGCCUAGAACAAAAUUCAGAUAGUGAUCUGAACAUCGAUGAACGCAAGGACCAAGCUUCAGGACUUCAUGAUAUCCACCUACAGGACUCACGAAGUUAUCCUGAAACAUUAUACAAGCAAAUCUAUGGCAUCCCAGAAACCUGGCUUAGCCUUGUCUCGCAAACAACGAGACUAGCCAACGUCUUGGAGACGUUCCGUAUUGCCCGUGAGGCAGGUCAGACCAUGAACCUCGAAGCAUGGGAAACACUGCAGCGACGUAGCACACGCCUGGAAAACAUGAUUUGCUCUUUCAGCCUAGGCCGAACAAGAGCCGGAGCCCUGGAGCUCCACGCCGAUUCAAAACCGCACGGUCAUAUGGUGGAGGCACUGAAUGCAGCUUUAGUUAUUUUCUUUUACAGACGAAUCCGAAAGACACAUCCUGCUGCCCUGCAGGGUCAUGUGGACAGUGUUAUUACAGCGCUUCAGGCGUGUAGUGCGACACUUACACAAGAUGACCCCACAGGACCUGGAACGGCAUGGCCGUUGUUUAUUGCAGGAUGUGAAGCAAUGUCAGCUGCGAGGCGAGAGGCGAUCAUGAACAUGGUAGAUAGGGCGAGCUCAGUGUGCGGUUUUGCUGCGUUUGGGACGGCUAGAAAUAUCAUCCUCGAAGUAUGGCGCAAGCAGGAUGAGCAUAUGACUGCAAACAGGGGUGAAUCAAUGCCGUCAUGGGUUGAUGUUGUGAAGCAAGGACAGAUAUGGCCCUUGUUUUGUUGA